CACCCGAUAGGAUGCCUGACAGAUUUCAUACUGUCUCCGCAGAACGAAAUGCCUGAACGAAAUAUACCACCGGAAUUUAGGUACGGUGACUCUCUGGUACGCUUCAGCGGCAUAUCAGGUUCGUUUGUUAACGCUAUGGGGCUUUUGGCUCGACUGCGUACAAAAAUGUUACAAUUAGGUAAGAACUGGGUAAGAGAUCUAACAGAUCACGUAAGAAAAAAAUACGUGGACGAUUGUCGCGAGCAGAAGAGAGCGAGAAGAGUUUUUCACCAGACUGUGUUUUUUAGUACAAAGCAAAAAGGUUUAAGAACUUCAGUGUCUUUAGAGGGCGAAGUGCAACAUCAUAUCACAAUCUACCACUUCAAUUAAACAAUGGUCGAAAGCAAAGGUGAGGAUUCUGACAUAACUGUGAAGAGCGCCGAGAAAAAGGAAAGUGCAAAAGGAGCAUGCUUAUAUUUGUCCUCAGCAAAAAAUUCAGAUUCAACAACAAUCAUCAUCAAGAAGCUGGAGUCAUUAGGGUUUACUGUUAACAAGGAAUCAAGCAUUACAUCAGCUUCACAGUUAUGUGCAUCCAUGAGGAUGGCUCUCAUUGUAUUGGAAGACUGUGAAGAUAAAAAUUUCAUUAAGACUAUCAAAUCACCAAAGGCAUGCAAUGAGUAUGCACCCAUUGUGUUUAUUUCCUCAGGACCCUUGUCAGAUUCUGUCAGACACUUGAUGCAAGAGCAGUACAUUGAUGAGCUUGUGUUCAAAUGCUUGACAUUGGAAUGUGAUUUGGGAAGUGCAUUAAAUCGCCUGAUAACACAACCAGGACAAUUUUCCAGUAUCUAUCACAAAGCAUUUGGGGAAUUCAUGCUAGCUUUUUUUACUGCAUAUCACUUGUUUCCUCAAAAUUAUAGUUUUCCAUACUCAUAA
Messenger RNA from Stylophora pistillata, 912 nucleotides. RefSeq lists its product as uncharacterized. Gene Ontology annotation, biological process: regulation of DNA-templated transcription; spermatogenesis. Gene Ontology annotation, cellular component: nucleus. NCBI's taxonomy places the organism in Eukaryota, Metazoa, Cnidaria, Anthozoa, Scleractinia, Pocilloporidae. The record is from RefSeq and is a predicted model, not a curated record. Gene Ontology annotation, molecular function: RNA polymerase II cis-regulatory region sequence-specific DNA binding; DNA-binding transcription factor activity, RNA polymerase II-specific; protein dimerization activity.